AUGACCGCUACUACCAACACAAUUGCCAUUGAUUUCGCUGCGUAUACGCCUGAGACUAUCAUUGACGGAACCAAGUCCCUGAUUGCAAAGGGUGAGCAAGUCUAUGGUGCCAUAGCCGCCGAGCCCAACCCCACCUUUGCCACUGUGGUCGUGCCAUUUGCGCAGUUCGAAAAUCAAUUCGACACGGGAAUGGCUACCUCCAACCUCCGGUUCAUCUCGCCCGACGCUGCCGUGCGCCAGGCUAGCAGCGAUGCUGGCCAGCUGCUGGAAGAUUUCGAGACCAGGUCCGGCAUGCGUGCCGACGUCUUCACUGCCAUCAACACCGUCUUUGAAAGUAAGGCCGAGAUGUCCCAGCUCGAUGCCGAGGAUGCACGCCUGGUCGGGUACAUCGUCCGCAGGUUCCGCCGCAACGGCCUGGCGCUGUCCCCUGAGGACCAGGGGAAGCUGGCGGCAGUCAAGAACAAGCUUACCGAACUGAACCUGCAGUUUGCCAAGAACUUCAAUGAGCUUGAGGGCCAGGAACUGUUCACUCGCGAGGAGCUCGCUGGCUUGCCAGAGGACUUUUUCGCCGGCCGCGAGACCAAGACCGAGGACGGAGUCGACAAGUUUGUCGUCACAACAAAGUACCCUGAUGUGGAGCCCGUGCUGCAAAAGGCGCAUUCUGCCGAGACCCGCCGUCGCAUUUUUGUCACCAACGACGAGCGCGGCGCGGCAAACAUCCCACUGAUCAAGGACGCUGCUAGGCUCCGCAUUGAGGCCGCAAAGCUGCUUGGAUACAAGACCAAUGCCGAGUAUGCCCAUGAGAUCUGCAUGGCCAAGACGCCUGCACGCGUCACCGAGUUUGAGGCUAGCCUGCUCAACCGUCUGAGCACGGCUGGUGACAGAGAAAUCGAGGAUAUCGCUGAGCUCAAGCGCCAGGACUCGCCUGAUAGCCCCAAGGUGCUUGCCUGGGAUGUCCCCUACUAUCUCAACAAGCUCAAGGAGACCCGCUACAACGUCGAUGAGAACAAGGUCCGCCAGUACCUCCCUACGGCACACACUAUCCGCCAGGUGCUGGACUUUUACGAAAAGCUGCUACAUGUGCGUGUGCAAAAGGCAGACAUUUCUGUCUGGCACCCGUCAGUCGACGCCUACGAGGUGACUGACGACGAGUACGGAUUCCUGGGCCAUAUCUACAUUGAUGCCUAUCCGCGGCCGGACAAGGAGAACCACCCGUGCACCAUGGCAAUGCGCUCUGGAUUUGUGAAUGCUGACGGUACUCACCACUUCCCUGCUGCCAUCCUGAUCACCAAUCUGUCCAAGGGCUCUGGCUCACAGCCAUCAUUGAUGUCUCACAACGACCUGAGGAUUGUUCUGCAUGAGCUUGGCCAUGUUUUCCAUGGCAUCUGCCUGAGAUCCAAAUACGCUCUGUUCUCACUCAUGUCUGUCGAAUCCGACUUCAUCGAGACGCCAUCCCAAAUGCUCGAAAAUUGGGUAUGGCAACCUGAGAGCUUGAAGCGCUUCUCCAGGCACUAUGAGACCGGGGAGUCUUUGCCUGACAGUCUCUGCAAUACUGUCAUUGCUGCUAAGAACGUCGGUGCCCCCAUUGAUGGCUUACGCCGCAUGUACCAGAGCCGGUUUGACCAGACCAUCCACAACACCACCGAUUUGGAGUCGGUUGAUAUCACCCAGUUGUACUCAGAUCUGCGCCGCGACAUUGGCAGACUCGAUACCGGCGACCUUGUUCUCCCAGCAGCUGGCAUCUUCAACCACAUGAUGUGUGGAUAUGACGCCAAGUUCUAUGUAUACAUGUGGGGCAUGGUGUUCUCUGCCGACAUGUUUGCUGCGCGCUUUGCCAAGGAGGGAAUCGACAACCCACAGACUGGCAGGGACUACCGUCGCGAGAUCCUUGAGCCUGGUGCCACCCGCGAUGCUGCCGAUUCGCUCCGCGCCUUCCUGGGCCGCGACCCUGCUGAUGCUGCAUUUUUUGAAGCGCUCAGGAUUUGA
Messenger RNA from Linderina pennispora, 1986 nucleotides. RefSeq names its product zincin. The record is from RefSeq and is a predicted model, not a curated record. Gene Ontology annotation, cellular component: mitochondrial intermembrane space. Gene Ontology annotation, molecular function: metalloendopeptidase activity. Lineage: Eukaryota; Fungi; Kickxellomycota; Kickxellomycetes; Kickxellales; Kickxellaceae. Gene Ontology annotation, biological process: proteolysis; peptide metabolic process. The transcript has a single exon. The coding region runs from base 1 to 1986 and encodes 661 amino acids.